AUGGUUGUGAUUAAGAUUGCAUUUAAAAUGUGGUUUUUGAUAAAGAUUACAUUUAGGGCACGCGCUACACAUGUUCGAGGCUUUCCUGUGUUGGCUUUAAUUAAUUCCGUGGGACAGAUCGUAAUUUUGAGCUUGCCAACUCUUCGGCACCUUCUAUGUACUCAAUUGUAUGAACAUGCUUUAGAAAUUGGCGACGUGUAUUGUCGGAAAACGUCGCUGUCUGAAUACGGUCUUGGUUUUUACUGCGUAACAGCUUCAGAGAUACAAAAGUUUACGAUUUGUUCGGAGUUGGCAGAUCAAGUUAAGGAGUGUGCUGGUGAAUUAUUUGUUCCAGUUGAUAUGCCUGGACCGCCUAAAAGUUCCUUCUUCAAAGGCGUUUCUACAUUAUUUGUUGGAGCUCAUAAGGAGGAAAUAGAUCUUGACUCAAUAUUCUCUGAAAAGGCAGCUGGAGCUAUGUCCGGAAGUGGAAUGCGUUCCGUUGGUAGAACUAUUCCUGGCCCUUCAGCCAGCAUUGAUUUGGCCAGCAGCAGAGUAGUAACAGCAGGUCAUGCUGCAAGCGCUGCAGUGCAGGCCAUCAACGAAAGAGGAGAGAAACUAAAUGCCACAGUUGACGCUACCGAGCGACUUAUGGAAAAUGCGAUGUCUUUUUCGCAAAAAGCGAGCAGACUUGUGGAGAAAUAUGAAAAAAAGAAGUGGUAUAAUUUCUGA
Enterobius vermicularis (human pinworm) is the source of this 708-nucleotide messenger RNA. NCBI's taxonomy places the organism in Eukaryota, Metazoa, Nematoda, Chromadorea, Rhabditida, Oxyuridae. The record is from the annotation of a GenBank genome assembly.